Adineta steineri is the source of this 675-nucleotide messenger RNA. NCBI's taxonomy places the organism in Eukaryota, Metazoa, Rotifera, Eurotatoria, Adinetida, Adinetidae. The record is from the annotation of a GenBank genome assembly.
AUGACUAAUUCAACAGCAAUUGAUGAUAUAGAUAGUAUUAAUUCUAAUCAUCAUCAUGUAUAUUCUUAUUUAUCACCAUCAUCAUCUUCUUCAGAUGAUACAAAUCCACAUUCUCCUAUAUCAUUAUGUGAUGAUGAACAACAAAAUUCAAAAGAGAAAUCAUUAAACACACAACAACAACAUGCUGCUAAACCACCUUAUUCUUAUAUUGCAUUAAUAACAAUGGCUAUAUUACAAUCACCAUCACAUCGUUUAACAUUAAGUGGUAUAUGUGAAUUUAUAAUGAAUCGUUUUCCGUAUUACAGAGAACGUUUUCCUGCAUGGCAAAAUUCAAUUCGUCAUAAUUUAAGUUUAAAUGAUUGUUUUUUAAAAGUUCCACGUUCACCAGGAAAUCCAGGUAAAGGAAAUUAUUGGACAUUAGAUCCAGCAAGUAAAAAUAUGUUUGAUAAUGGUUCAUUUUUACGUCGUCGUAAACGUUUUAAACGUUUAAAUCAACAACAUUCAGCAUUUUUUCAACAUGGAUUACCAUCAUUUCCUCUCAUACCGUUUCCAUUGAAUUCAACAAAACAUUUUUUCCCAUUAGUACCAUCAAUUUCAUCAUCAUCAUCAUCAACAUCACAUAUUUCAACGUCAUUUACAAUAGAUAAUCUUAUUGGAACUAAUAGAAAUAUUUAA